This is a messenger RNA of Choloepus didactylus (southern two-toed sloth), 9218 nucleotides long. It is a transcript of the gene RAB30, whose product is annotated as RAB30, member RAS oncogene family. Bases 1793 to 2404 code for a protein of 203 amino acids. Gene Ontology annotation, cellular component: trans-Golgi network. Gene Ontology annotation, biological process: Rab protein signal transduction. The record is from RefSeq and is a predicted model, not a curated record. NCBI's taxonomy places the organism in Eukaryota, Metazoa, Chordata, Mammalia, Pilosa, Megalonychidae. Gene Ontology annotation, molecular function: GTP binding; GTPase activity. The transcript has 5 exons.
GUGCAGAGCUCGAGUUUUGUAAAGUCUUAAAUACAGAUGGGGAGGUCGACAUAGCUGAGCUGGGAAUGGGUAGCAGAGGGAAUCCUGUUAGAGCUCACUCUUAAGGCCAGAUUUGCUUUUGAGGGCAAACAAAGAUUUUCUGGCAGUUGAGGGUCCCUGAGUAUCACUGCAGUGCAAUCAGCCUAAUCUGAUCAUUUCUCCGCGAUGCUGAUGCCCUCAGGAGGUGGAGGGGUUUGAAGUUGGAAUGGCAGUUCUCAGACUGAUAAUGACUUUGCCUCUGGUGGCUGAAGGAAUCAUACUUGAGUCUGAAAACUCAGGUUCAGGUCAUGACUCUACUAGUGACUUGCUUUGUGACCUUGAGCAAGUUAUUUCCUUGGGUCUUAACUUUACAGUGUGGUUGUGAAGAUGAAGUAACAUAAAUUAUGUAAAGCUCUUGGCAUAUUAUAUGUUCUCAACAAAUGGUGGCUGCUAAUAUAAAUUGAGCUAGAUUUGACCUGUCACUCCAGCUCAUCAAGAUAUAUUCCAGUUCUGUCAUCUAAAACAUUUGUUCUGCAUCCCUCUCAGCUUUGUGUCAUUUAAGAAUUUGAGUCAAACAUGUUCCCUAGGGCAAGCUGAAACUCCAUUCACUGGAAAAAUACAUCAAAACCAUAGUAUUAUGUUUUCCAGUGAGAGGCUUAAUAUGUUGCCUUUUUCAUCUCUAGGUAACUCAGUAGAAGAAAAGAUUUUUUCCUAUCAUUCUUGAUGGAAAGAUUGUGAGAAGGCCGUUUUAACUGAUCUUGGAUACAAGUGUUCCCUGAUGAUAUCCCCAAGAGAUCAUCACUAUGGCUCCCUCCCAUCUGCCCCCAGAGUAAACUCCAUUUCCAGUCUUUUCACCUUUUAUUCUGCUCUCCCAACUCUGUAUUCUAGACACAGUGGGCUGCUCACUUUAAAAAAAAAAAAAUGUGUAAAGGUGCAUGGAAUGUGAAUUUCUGAGAAGUUGUAAACCUGAAAAUAUCUUUAUUCUAGUCUCAUACUUGAUUGAUAACUUGAAUUCUAAGUUGGAAGCCAUUUUUCUUCAGAAACUUUAAGGUAUUGCUCCAUUUUCUUGUUUUCAUUGUGGUUGUGGAAGUUGGAAGGAUUCUGAUUUCUAAUUCUUUAUAUGUAGGCUGCUUGUUUGUUUUUCCCCUCUCUGUUGGCUUAUACUAUCUUUCUUUGUCUAAAAUUUUUGGAAAUUUUGGAACGAUGUGCUUGCUGUGCUGGGCCCUUUCAACCUGAGAACCUGCAUCCUUCAGUUCUUGGAAAUUUUAUUGAAUUAUUUUGUUAUGUUUUCUCUUUUUUCUUUUCUUUCUUUCUUGGGAAUUUCUCUUAUUCAAAUAUUGGAUCUCCCAUACUGAUCCUUUAGAAUAUUCUUAACUCUUCUCUCCUGUUUUCUGUAUCUUUGUCUUUUUAUUUUACUCUCUGGGAGAUUUCCUCAACUUUAUCUCUCAGUCCUUUUUUUGUUAAGUUUUUCAUGUCAGCUAUUACAGUGUCAAUUUCUAAGAGCUCUUUUUUUGUUCUCUGAGUCUUACCUUUUAAUCAUAUUAUAUUUUUUGUUCCAUGGAUGCAGUUUUAUUUCCUUUUUGGGAGAAUAUUAAUGGUAUUGUCCCCCUGCAUAGUUUCUGUUUCCUUCAUAUUGCUUUUGUGUUUGCUGUGGUCCAUAUCUCCUUAAGAGGCUUUCCUAAGAUGUCACUCUGAAUGUGAUCCUUGACUGUUGCUUCGGAUUAAGAGUGGAGGAGAUAAAAGGCUGUCAAGACCUUUAAAUCAAGCUGUGUAAAUGAGUAUGGAAGAUUAUGAUUUCCUGUUCAAAAUUGUUUUAAUUGGCAAUGCUGGUGUGGGGAAGACGUGCCUAGUCCGACGAUUCACUCAGGGUCUUUUCCCCCCAGGUCAAGGAGCCACAAUUGGAGUUGAUUUUAUGAUUAAAACUGUGGAGAUUAAUGGUGAAAAAGUAAAGCUACAGAUCUGGGACACAGCAGGUCAAGAGAGAUUUCGGUCCAUUACCCAGAGUUACUAUCGAAGCGCCAAUGCCUUGAUCCUCACCUAUGACAUAACCUGUGAGGAAUCUUUCCGUUGCCUUCCUGAGUGGCUGCGGGAAAUCGAGCAGUAUGCCAGCAACAAGGUUAUCACUGUGCUAGUGGGCAACAAGAUUGAUCUGGCUGAAAGGAGAGAGGUCUCCCAGCAGAGAGCUGAAGAAUUCUCAGAAGCUCAGGACAUGUAUUAUCUGGAGACCUCAGCCAAGGAAUCUGACAAUGUGGAGAAACUCUUCCUUGACUUAGCAUGUCGACUCAUCAGUGAAGCCAGGCAGAACACACUUGUGAACAAUGUAUCCUCACCCUUACCUGGAGAAGGGAAAAGCAUCAGCUAUUUGACUUGUUGUAAUUUCAAUUAAAGGCUGAGGCAAGCGGAAGAAAAAGGAUCCACAGCUGCCCUGAUGGGCCACAAAUUGCUGGGAAGAUCUGGUGAUAACUGUGGCUCCUGCUCUCGGAUCUUCAGACUCCUGUGGGCUCCAGAGCUUACAAAGCAUGGCAGGCCAAGGGCCUGGUCCACAGGCCAGCAUUAGCAGAACAUAUAAUGGUUUCGCCCUUUUGCAGUCUGCAGUUGGAGCAAGGAGAAAAUUGCACUAGGCGCUCCAUGAUCUGCAGAGCAUGUUGCUUUUGUUUUUUUAAAAAGCAAGUAAAAGCGCAUUCCUGAAUACAAUCCAGGGGGAAAUGUACUGUAGGGAUCCCUCCUGCACGCCAGGGUGCAUGUGGGGCUGUUCUUUAGGGCUUCAGUGGGCCUGGUUUUCUUGUCUACCAUAUAAACCAAAACUGAGGUCAAGUACUGUCUCUGUGGUACGUGUUGAUGACCCCAUGGAGAUUUUGCAAAGUGUUAUUUCUCUUGUCCACAGGCACUUUCAAGAACUUCGGGAUGUAAAAAUGAAAUGAAAUCUUUACCCAUGACCAACAGUAACAAUCAUUGUUUUAAUAAUAUACACAAACUCCACGACUCCUUUUGGUGCUAAUGGUUCCGCUAUUUCACAGACCAAACGAUUUAGUACGUUGAUUUCCUUAAAUGGGGGAAGUCCAUGAAUCAGCACCCUUUAUCAAAGUCUCAUUACUACCUUGUCCAGGGUGGAUUUGUUAGAAAAGGGAAUACUUUUCCUUUCGUGUUUCCCUCUAAAUAUCUACCAUUUUCUUUUUCAAUUCUCUUAUCUUUCCUGCCCUUUAAGUAAAUGAGUUUGAAAAAUGGAAAAAAAAAAAAAAAAAAAGAAUGGAAAAGAAUAGCACUAAGACAUUAUGAGUAGUAUGAGAAAACUGACCUGAUCUGACCAGAAUACUGUGGCUUAAUGGACUGCAAUGCAGGGUUCCUAGCAGAGCAGUCCGUCCUAUCAGAUCACAUCUUUUACUUCCUGGUCCUAUCCAUCUUGGACAGACCAAGGCUUAGGAUAUUUUUUACAUGUUUUUAGUAUGAUGUUAAGUGAGAAUAGCAACAAAUGAGAAGUCUCAUGAACAUUUUUGCAUCUUCAGUAUCACUUUAGAAAAAUUCUGCUUGUGGACGCAGGUUGAGCUGCCAUUUGUCACCUCCUUCAUGCAGUAAUGUUACUCUCAAAUUCAUGACCCAUACAUUUUCCCGUUUUCUUUUUCUCUCUCACUCCAUCUCCCGUUUUCCUCCUUUUCUUCUUCCCUUUUUCCCUCUUCCAUCCUUCCUUCCUUAUAUGCAUGUUACUGUCGAUCUCCAAUUCAAAUGGAGAUGUAUACUUGCCUUUACUUAGCCAACUUUCGAACAGCACUCAAAAUGGAAGACAUUGCUGAAUAUGUGUUACUGUUUCUUCAGUGCCAUAGUUUGAUACCUUCCAAUUUGUUCACUGAUAUAAAUGCAAAUUGGGAAAAUAAUUAAACCUGUAUGCUGUUGAUGCUGUCAGGUGUUUCUGUAGCUUGCUGCUUAGCAUAAUGGAAGGAUGAGUGAUGGAAAAAGGGUAUGAAAUGCUAUUCCACUGUUGCUGUAGAUGGUGACAGUCUCAGUCCUAAUGUGAUGAUGUUUGAAAGCUAUUUAAUUUUAAAGAAAUGAGUCCUGUAGAGACAUGAUAUUGAUAAAACAUUGCUAUAAUUUCUCUAGCAGGUUUCAGAGUUACCAAUCUCUUGCACAUGGGGACUGUAUAUAUUGUUUAGAGGUUGAUACUUUUGGUUUGUCCUGAUUCUGUGGGUAAGAGAAAGGCAUCCCAGGAAUUUGAAUUGUUUUUAUUUUAGAAUCUGUUUCCACAGGAAAGAAAAAUCAUUUUAAUAAAAACCAACCAAAAUAAUUUAUAAUAAUUGUUGCCUUUUCCAUCCCAUCUGUCAGCAACUAAAGGUACUUAGGGAACAAGUUGAUCAAAGUGAGCAGAAAAACAUUUUAAACUGUGAGGAAGUGUUCCUAUGUUUAGAUUUGUUACCUUUCAUUCAGGCACAAAUCCAAUGCCCUCAGCACAGCAUGACCUAACUUGUGUCUCACAGCAGCAAGUGUGUUGAAAAUGAAGUUGUUUUGUGAAUUUAGGGGAAAGGGCUUUGUUGGGUGGGACAGAUUUAAUUGCAAAAUAACAGCUUCUGGGGACACACUUGUAUUCUGACAUUCUUAUUCCCUAGGGCUCAGCCUUCUUAUUGUACCUUUGUUUGGCCAAACUCAGAGAUGGUUAGAAAUUCUGCUUUUGGCCCCUUUCUUCCCCUGUUACUCCCCUAGCUUUCUGUAGCUUACAGUCAUCUUUCCAUGGCCCAUCAGCAGGGACACAUGAGAAUGAGGCUUUGCUUCUUUUUCUUCCAAUCGUGUGAAUUUCCAGGUUAAACCUUGUUGACUCUUGUUCACUGAUGUAUCUCAAGCUGAAGAACAGUUCUUGGCAAUACUGUAGCUGCUCAAUAAAUAUUAACUGAAUAAAUGACUUGGUGCCAAGAGGAGCUUUUCUGGUUAAAUAGAAAUUCCUUCAAAUAGAACUUGAGAAAGGGCACUAAUUAAAUACGGUAAUCUUAGUCCAGAUCAGGAUUUAAACUUGUUGGUUUGUCUAAUAGUUCUCAUUGUCAUGGGAAUAUUUGUCAAGAUGAACCUUCAUUGGAUAAAAAUGAGUUCUCAUUUAAUGGUGGAUGAAAAAGAGAGUUGCUUCCUCAUAAUUUAGUUUGGUGUGGUCUACCCGAGUUCAAUUUUUCCAUUUUUGAGGUGAUCUUUUUUUCUUUUAAAUGAAGUUAUUAAACAUAUAGAAACACUUUUUAAAAUCUCCAGUGAAAAUGCGUCAUAUUCAUGCUAUGGAGUGAGGUUUGGGAGGAUCUGUGAAAUCAUAUAAUUUGCCGAUAUUAAUGAUAUUUUAUUACGGCUUUGUGUAGACUGUAUCCUCAAAAGAUCUUUUGCUUUCUCUCUUGCCUAUGCAAGGCUGACUUCUUUGUAUGCUUUUAUUAAACCUAUUGAUUAUAUUAACUUUUAAUUUUUAAUUAUAUAGAGCUAAUUAUCCUUUCUGUGGGUUACUUAGGCCAUUGACUUUUCCUGGCCUUUCCUUUUCCCUGUCUUUUAGACAUUUCACAUUAGCAUCUCUCCCUGAGUUAAGAAACAAGAAAAUAACAAAAGAUGAAAGUCAAGUGAAUUAUUUGACAACUUGUUAAGUUUUGAUUUAGAGUUUGGUAAGAAAGGAAGUGGAAACCACUGCCCAAAAUAAUAUAUCUGGAUUAGGAUUAUUUAAGCAAUUUAGACUUUUGGAGGGAGGUGGCAGAUUUUACAGAGAACUGGAUUCUUCUUUCUGUUCAGAAAUGCAUGCCUUCAGGAGACACUGAUGACUUGCACAGUAUUAGAUCAAUGACUUGCCUCAUUUACCUUUUAAACUAUUUCAUAAUUCCUCCAGGUUCAGCAUCAAGUUUCUGUUAAUGAAUUGUUCUGAAUAAAUGUUAGUUGCAAGUGCUUUUGCAUUAGUCUUCUGAGUAAAGUGAAAACUUCUUUUUUAUAAACCAAGUCACAUGAAUGAGAUAUCAUAUUUUUAUAAUCAGAAAAAACUGUUUCAUUUUUUUUCCACGUAUCAAACCAGUGGCUUUAAAGAUAGGUAUUUUCUAUUUCUUAGUCUUCUGGAACUCUGUGUAUUUAAUGUCAAAUACUUAGGGAUCACUGCUCUAUUAGCCUCUAGCAGAGGUCUUCUAGGUUUUGCCUUUUCUUUUUUCUAGAAUUAUUUCUUAACUGCAACUGGUUAUUUUCUUUCCUUAACCAUGCUCCUGACAUGUAUUUUUAAGGCAACUAUAUUAAUACUUGUGAGACCUAAUUAGAAAAUUUAAAACAGUGAAAAAAACAUUUCCAUUUAUCUUUCAGACAAAAAUGUAUUCCACAUAAAAACUAAGGUUGAACUCUAAUUUUGGGGAUAAGGGACGGCUGGUUUUAUUUCUUUCAUCUUUUUGGAUUUCAUUUCUGUGGCAUGAGUCUAUUUAUGUUUGGAAGGAAAGCUGCCUGCAUACUGGGUAGAGAAGCAUACUGAAUUAAAUCCCUACAAAUAGCUAACUAAUUCUGAUGGCAAAACAAGGGACAAGGCACUUCAUUUCCUUUCCUGAGUCCCACAAUGUUGGAAUGUUACAAUCAUUUCUGGGAGCCAUCUUUGAAAAUAAAGACAAAUUGAGGAAUAACCAGCAUGGCAAUGAAAUUUAAAAUUUAAGAUAUUUGAAGAACGCUUGAGGGACUUUGGGAGAUUUAGUCUGGGAAAGAGAGGGGAUUGCAAUUUGUGUUUACAUAUUUGAAGCCAACUGCAAGACUUUCUGUGGUCCAAAGGAGUAGAAUGAGAUCCAGUGAAUAGAGGUUAAGGAGCCACAGAUUUGAGUGCCAUAUUAGAAAAGCUGGCCCACAAGACGAGAGUGCUUCAGGUAGUAAGUACCCUGUCACUGGUGUUCAAGCAAAAGCUAGAUAAGCACUUGGCAAAGACCAUGUGGGGAAGGUCCAAGCAUUGGUUGGGGGUUGGACAGAUGACCUAUUAACUUAAAAUUCUAUGUCAUAGUACUGUGCCUCUUAUAACAUGUUCAAUUAAAUAUUUAUUGACCUUCACCUAAUGAUUUUUUUUUUUACAAAAGCUUUGCUCUUCUGCUAAAAAGGCAUCCCACACUCUAGGGAAGAGGUUGAUUACACGUCUGUUAGGCCAAAAGAUUGGCCUGUCAUUAUGAUGGGAUUGCUUUGUCAGUUCAUUAAUUGAUAUCCUGUUGAAAUUGCAACUGGUUCUUGAUUUUUACUUUAAAAAGGUAUUGUUUUAAUGGAAGUUGCAUAAAACUACAGAAAUUAUUCAUUCAUCACUUCCCAAACUCAGGCUAUGCUCAAUUUAGUGAAUAUGGGAGCCUCUUAGGGAUUUCAGGGUAGGUCUUUUUAGCAGAGCAGAAUCUUCAGUUAAAGAUCCCACCAAAAUUCCAACAUGAAUUUUUACAGCUCCCAUGAGAGAGGCACUGGUGGGUUAGUGUGGCACAAAGCAGCCCCCAGGAUCUAUUUUGGAAGAAUCUUAAAUGACAUUUGGUUAAUUGGUUUGAUUGUCUUGAGAAAACAUGAUCUGAAAAUGAUUUAAAAAUAACCGAGGCCAAAAUGCUUCAUAUAGAAAGUAAUAAGACACAACUCUUUGAUUUGAAAGUCAGAGAUAACUAUAAGCAACUUUUGGUAAUAAAAGCCUAUGACCCAAAUAAUUCCAUCUGCAAAACAGCUUGCACCAUUGCCAGGCUGAUAGAUAACUACACUGAUCUUUUAAAAAAUGUCAUUGAUCUUGCAUCAGGAUGGUGAAAGAUUUUCUUUUAAUCUUUGAAUGAGAGGUCAGAGCACAAAAGCUAGCCACCAGUUCUUCCUUAAUUGACUUCCUGAUUUGUAUGAGUCAAAAUUAUACUCUCCCACCGGGUUAAAGCAGAAUUUUUGGAGAUGCUGUGUUCUAGUUCCUGAUGGAGUCCUUGAUGGGUGAUGACUUGGACACUUCACAGAGUGAUGGUAACACCAUAUACAAGGGAGAACAUUAGGUUAGAUGUGAGGAGUCCUCAUACUGCCACUAUUAGCUGUGACAUUAGGCAAAGCACAAUCUCCUUGAGGAUCAGUUUCUUGGUAAAUAGAAAGCGAUCAAAUAUUAGUUCUUUUCUCCUUUACUAAGAGCAGACUUUGGGUGGUGUGGUAAUAGAUCACAAAGGGAGAAAUAAUUCUUGACUUCAGAAAAAAGAGCUCCAUUUUUGAAAGGAUGCCUUAAAUGGAAGUCACUUAUUUGAUCCAUCUUUCUGCCUUUCGGGCACUAUUGUACACAAGACAUACUCUAUUUCUUCAUAUACUUCAGAAAAGGUAUUCUCUCCUCUGAAAGGCAAUCCCAGAGUUGUCAACUCCUCAUUACCAGGAAACUUAACCUUAGAACUGAAAUACCUCACAGUGCAUUUUAAACCUUUUUCUUCUCAAUCCCAUUCUCAGUGGUAAGAAAAGUGGGUUGACACACAUCUUCUUUUUAAGGGGCCACUUUUGUCAUUUAUUAUUGCCCAUUUGCCUCAUGUUCAUAUAUAUAUAUAUAUAUAUAUAUAUAUAUAUAUAUAUAUGUAUUCAUUCAUUCAGAAAAACUCAUUAAGGUGAUAAUUAUUAUUCCCUUGGUGAAUGUCAGGACAGGUUUAUUCUCAGCUUCUUAUUGGUAUCAGAUCAUAAUUUUACCAUUGAUUAACUCUUCAGUUACAUAUAUAUUUUUCUUCUUUAGUUAUAAAAUACAAUUGAUAACAAAGUGUGUUUCUGAAGAACUAUUCUGGUCAUGUAGCCUGUUCCCUCCUUUUGGUAAAAAUGGAGUCAUGAAUCCCAAUUUUGUGAUCUGCUUUUAGAAUUUAAUUUCAAAUAUUAUGUUAUUUGAUGAAUAUAAUUGCCGAUAUCCAAAUUAACAUGGUUUCUUUCCAUUUCUACAUGUGCACUAAAUUCUGAAAUAAAAAUUGAAGUACCAAAUUGCCUAAUAAAGCAAAAAUUCAUGUACAGAAUAACAGAAGAUAAGAAUGUGAUCUGUUAGGAUGAUUUGUCAUUGGCUGGUUUAAUGGUGCACAGCUUUUAAGUUACGCAGUUAUGCCUGGAUUAAAUAAUGGUAAAAUUUCACAAGCCCUCUGAAAAACAGCUGCUAAACAUAUUGCUUUCUGGAAUGUAAUCAGUAGUAGUAAAUAUUGUCUUGUUUUAUACAACUUCAGGAUGCUAGUAGAGCUUUCUAAAUUAAAAAAAAAAAAAAAAUCCUCAUAUCCCUUUAUGGCAUGUUGGAGUUUUAAGGU